This is a messenger RNA of Naegleria fowleri, 1734 nucleotides long. RefSeq lists its product as uncharacterized. The coding region runs from base 1 to 1734 and encodes 577 amino acids. Gene Ontology annotation, cellular component: BBSome; non-motile cilium; ciliary basal body. Gene Ontology annotation, molecular function: protein binding. Lineage: Eukaryota; Heterolobosea; Eutetramitea; Acrasida; Naegleriidae. Gene Ontology annotation, biological process: non-motile cilium assembly. The record is from RefSeq and is a predicted model, not a curated record. The transcript has a single exon.
AUGCAAUUCGAGGAAGGAGCAAGACCUUCUAGAUUCUCCGAGUUUUCAUCCAUGGAUGAAGGUUCGGAACAGUACCAACAGCAACAACAACAACAACAAUACUUGGACGGUGAUCAGUCUUCAUACUAUGAGGGAUCAAAUUCGGGCUCAAGCAACCUUCAGGCCUAUCAAUUAGAUCCUGCUUUAAGGGCUGUGCUCAAAUAUCGAAGGAGAAAAUUUGAUGAUGCUGUGGAUAGUUGCAAUGAAUUGCUCCGAAAGAAUUACAAAGAUAUGUCCAUGUGGUAUCUCAAAUGCAAGUCCCUAACUGCAAAAAUGUGGAUUGACGACACCGAAAUGGAAGACGAAGGAAUUGCUGAUAUUUUGCUCGAUGAGACCUCUGUCACGACAGCACCAAGACCAGGUACCUCGCUCAAGAGGCCUCUCACAAAUUCAUCAGGGAAGAGAAGUGCCAAUCCCAGCAUUAGGCCUCAAACAAAAGAUGGGCGACCAAUUACUGGCUUCUCUCGACCUGGAACAAAUAGUGGAAGAGGAACUUCGAGCUGUGGAGGAACGGGCGCCGCUGGCCAAAGUAGAGGAGGUACCUCCAGUAUUGAAAAUAUCUUUAAAGGCUCACGUCCAGGGACAACACGUCCUGUGACAUCAACAGGAAGAUUUGUGCGAUUGGGAACAGCCUCCAUGAAAAUUUCUGGGCUUGACCAAGACUAUGCCAUCUCGACAGAACAUAUUGAUUUGAAAAAAUAUGCUACUAUGCCUCCUCUUGCCAAAGCCCUCUUUGAUUAUUUAAUAUUUGUGGAGCAUGAUGUUAAACGAGCUUUGGAAUUGGCUUCAUUUGCCACUAUUGAGGCCGAAUUUAAGGAUUGGUGGUGGAAAGCUCGUUUAGGAAAGUGCUAUUAUCAACUUGGAUUGUUGCGUGACGCCGAAAAACAAUUUCGAUCAGCUAUCAAAUCUCAAAUGAUGAUUGCAACAUGUUUAGAGUUGGCAAAAGUAUUUCUUAAACUUGAUCAACCCAAUAAGGCCCUAGAGGAAUAUGAAUCUGCAUGUUUGAAAUUUUCAAAUGAUACACACUUGCUGUUGGGCAUUGCCCGAGUGCAUGAUUCCUUAAACGAUCUCGACAAGUCAAUUCAAUACUAUGAAAAAGUUUUGCAACUAAAUAGCAGCAAUGUAGAAAGUAUAGCUUGCUUGGCUAGCAAUUAUUUCUAUGAGGAUCAGCCAGAAGUGGCCAUGAGAUUGUACAGAAGACUCAUACAAAUGGGCGUCAACAAUACGGAGCUUUGGAAUAAUUUGGCUCUAUGUUGCUUUUACGCUUCACAGUAUGAUAUGGUAUUUUCAUGUUUUGACCGAGCUCUGCAAUUGGCUGAUGACACCAACGAAGCAGAUGUUUGGUACAAUAUUGGUCAAGUGGCUAUUGGAAUUGGUGAUGUGGGUCUCGCUUAUCAAUGUUUCAAAAUUGCAACCAGUAUAGAUAAUGAACACUCGGAGAGUUUCAAUAAUUUAGGUGUUUUAGAAUUGAGAAUGGGCAACUCCGAGGAAAGCAAAAAUUAUUUUGCUCAAGCGAUGGCACUCGCUCCCAAUCAACACGAACCCGUAUUCAACAAUGCCUUGCUAGCAUUCAAAAAGGGUAAUCAUCAAGUGGCCCACGAAUUGACUCUAAAGGUCUUGAAGGAUAUUUAUCCAGAACAUGCCGAUUCCAUAGAGCUAAAGAAGAAGUUGGAAGCCAAGUAUCUCAUGUUGUAG